AUGAGGCAGGUAGGAUCGGUCUUGUGGCCGAAGUUGAGGGUGUUGCAGGUUUAUGGUGCGAACACGGGUGUUGGCAAGACCAUCUUCUCGAGUAUUCUUUGCCGAGCGUUCAAAAAGAGGUUGGAUGAGGUGAAUUAUCUCAAACCUGUCUCUACGGGGCCUUUGGAGGAGGCAGAUGAUCACCAUAUCUCGACAUUGGGAACUGGAGUGACGACAAAAUGCUUGUUUCAAUUCGAUGAUCCAGUCAGUCCGCAUCUGGCUGUUCGAUCGGCGGGCAAGCCCAUCUGCGAUGCCGAGGUCCAAACAGCCAUUCACGAGGAGCUCUGUCGCCAUGCGAAAGCACUAAACGGUAUCUCGAUAGUCGAGACUGCUGGAGGAGUACUUUCACCCUCGCCAUCAGGAAGUUCACAAGCAGAUCUAUAUCGACCAUUCAGAUUGCCAACGAUUCUCGUCGGAGACCAUCAGUUGGGCGGCAUUGGAACCACAAUCUCGGCAUGGGAGUCACUACACAUCCGUGGCUAUGAUGUGCAUUCAGUAGCGUUGUUCGUGGAGGACCGGUACGACAACCAUUCCUACCUCAAAGAGUAUUUCGGUGAUCGCAAGAUCAACACCAUUGCGAUACCUCCACCGCCAGAACGCAACUCAAAUGUUCAAGAAGAUCAGAAGGCUAUGAGAGCAUUCUACGAGCGAUCGAGUGGACGGGUGCAGAUCUCUGCUUUCGUGGACCAGUUCUUACUCGAUCAUGAAAAGCGGAUCAGCGAGUUGUGCUCGAUGCCGGAGGAAGCUGACCAGGCCAUCUGGCAUCCAUUCGUGCAGCACACGGAGAGAUCGAAAGACACGAUCAUGGCGUGGGACUCGGCGUAUGGCGAUCAUUUCCAAAGCUACUCUACGAAACAGGAAGCGGCCUUGGAGGACUUCCCCGACAAAUCGCUACUCACCCCAGCAUUCGACGGCUCAGCCUCUUGGUGGACACAAGGGCUUGGUCACGGCAACCCGUCUCUUGCCCUGACCGCAGCUCAUGCUGCAGGACGAUACGGCCAUGUCAUGUUCGGUGGCGCAAUUCACAAGCCAGGCCUCGACCUCGCGCAGACCGUGAUCAAGAAGUCUGGCAACCCACGCCUCAGCAAAGUCUUCUACUCCGACAAUGGCAGCACUGGGAUGGAAGUCGCAGUAAAGAUGGCGCUCCGAGCCUCCGUCGAGCGAUACCAAGUCAAAGACCCAAAGAACGUCUCAAUUCUCGGGCUGAAGAACAGCUACCACGGUGACACAAUCGGCACAAUGGACUGCUCCGAACCCAGCAUCUUCAACGAGAAAGUCGAAUGGUACAAAGGUCGCGGUCUCUGGCUUGACUUCCCAACUGUGAAGAUGCGAGAAGGCCAAUGGCUCGUUGAACCUUUCGAAGGCGCACCAUUCGAAACGCAGCUGUUUGGCUCUCUUAGCGAUCUCUUCGACUUUGAUCAGCGGGAGGCUGAGUACAAUGCGUACCAGAAGUACCUCAAAACCGCCAUCUCCACCAAAGUCGCAGGAGGCAACCUGACGCUCGGCGCGCUCAUUCUUGAGCCUAUCCUCUUGGGCGCCGGAGGCAUGAUGUUCGCUGAUCCACUCUACCAACGCUGCCUUGUCGAAGUAGCGCGUGAGUUCAACGUCGAGGAGCCGAGUGACUUCCUCGCCACUCAGCAUUCUAAUGAGGAUAACCACGACUGGUCCGGCAUCCCCGUGAUCUUCGACGAAGUCUUCACAGGUCUAUACCGUCUCGGCCGUUUCAGUGCUGCUUCUUUCCUGGGCAUACAACCGGACAUCGUCGUGAAUGCGAAACUCCUGACGGGAGGUCUGCUGCCGCUGUGCACCACGACUGCGAGCCAGAGUAUCUUCGAAGCGUUCCUGAGUAACGACAAGACGGAUGCUCUCCUACAUGGACACAGCUACACCGCUCACCCCAUGGGCUGCGCCGUGGCGAACGAGAGUCUGCGUCAGCUCCAAGAUCUUGACCGCGGUGGCGCAUGGGAGAACUUCAAGGAGGACUGGAGUCCGCGUGGUACAUCUCAUGGCGUGUCGUACCAGGGUAGCGAGCAAGCGUGGAGUAUGUGGAGCUGGGACUUUGUCUCGAAUGUCUCGCACAAGGCGAAUGUGGAUAAUGUGUUCGCUCUUGGGUCCGUGUUGGCAAUCACGCUGAAGGACCCGGCGGGCAGUGGAUAUGCUUCGACUGCGGCGACGGGGCUGAGAGACAAGAUGUUGGCGGGUGAUGGGACGGGAAAUGGGGUGGUGCAUUCGAGGGUGUUGGGGAAUGUGCUGUACCUUAUGGCUGCUAUGACAACGCCGGAGGAGACUUUGAGGGAUUUGGAGGGGACGGUUUCGAAGGCGCUGGAGUGA
Messenger RNA from Fulvia fulva, 2370 nucleotides. Its product is annotated as Bifunctional dethiobiotin synthetase/adenosylmethionine-8-amino-7-oxononanoate aminotransferase. The record is from RefSeq and is a predicted model, not a curated record. The coding region runs from base 1 to 2370 and encodes 789 amino acids. Lineage: Eukaryota; Fungi; Ascomycota; Dothideomycetes; Mycosphaerellales; Mycosphaerellaceae. The transcript has 3 exons. Gene Ontology annotation, cellular component: mitochondrion. Gene Ontology annotation, molecular function: ATP binding; S-adenosyl-L-methionine:8-amino-7-oxononanoate transaminase activity; magnesium ion binding. Gene Ontology annotation, biological process: biotin biosynthetic process.